This is a messenger RNA of Ostrinia nubilalis (European corn borer), 5101 nucleotides long. RefSeq lists its product as uncharacterized. Gene Ontology annotation, molecular function: RNA binding. Bases 1 to 513 code for a protein of 170 amino acids. Lineage: Eukaryota; Metazoa; Arthropoda; Insecta; Lepidoptera; Crambidae. The transcript is spliced from 4 exons. The record is from RefSeq and is a predicted model, not a curated record.
AUGUCUUCUUACGUGGAGUUACAGAUCGGCAAAUUGAAUCUGUGGCCCAUUUUACUGCAGACCCCCCUGACGCUGGGCGCCUGCGUCCUGCCCGCGCCGGCGCUGGGUUCCCCGGGCGCCGGGGUGCCGCCGCAUGCGCAGGCGCCGCCCGCGCACCCCGGUCACCCUUCACACCCCGCGCACCCCGCGCCGCCGUGCUCCACGCUCUUCGUCGCGAACUUAGGCCAGUUCGUGUCCGAGCAUGAGCUGAAGGAGAUUUUCAGCAGCUGCCCCGGGUUCGCGCGCCUGCGUUUGCUGAGCGCCGGGAGCGGGGGGUCAUCAGGCCCGGUGGCCUUCGUCGACUUCGCUAGCCCGACCGACGCCGCCGCUGCCAUGGCCCGGCUCCAGGGCGCCCUGCUCCUCAGCUCAGAGGGGGCCAUCCACCUCGAAUACGCCAGGCAUAAGAUGGCACACAACGGCUGGAUUCUCGCACAUGAAGGAGCCAAAGGCGGAGAAGAGAGCGAACAGCAUUAGUUCGUUCGUGGCUCUCGGCACUUGACAACCAGCUAACUGAGGGACGCGCAAUCUUGAUCCUCUGAGUCGCAUCGGAACCACUACAGGAGAUGGAGCAAACAUCAACGGCUGCUGCCACGUCUGCCCCUACUACGGCUGAUAACGGAUCAAGAUUACCGGGUCCACGCAUAAGGACCCUUUUUGUACAGUAAAGUAUAUAAGCUCUAUCUCCUCUUCAGUUAUGAUUCCCGUUUUGAUAACGUCAGAGGUGUGGUGUGUUUUCGUUUAUACCAAAUGUAGCAAGUGUUAAAUGUAUUAUUAUUAACAUUCCAGGUUUAUUGUUUACCGUUCAUAUUUAAAGUAAUAUAAUUGAAAUUAUUAUUAUUUUUUCCUAUAAAUGUAAUCUGUUUAUUUAAUAUUAUUCAUUUUAUUGUGUAAUAUAAGAUUUAUUUACAACUAACUUAUUGUAUGGGAAAGUUUGUAUAUUUGUUUUUACAAGGCCGAUGUAUACAACUGAGAGGAUUUGUUAUAAUUAUGGUGAAUAGCGUUAAACCAGAAAUUAAACAUUUUAGGAUAUAUCUCAUUCGAAUAAGCUAAAAACCAAAGGUGCCCUUCAUAGAAAGAUUACGUUUUGUUAAUAAUAAUAUUUCAAGUUGAAUGAUUUUAAAUAAAGUUGUAUGUAAUAAUUACGAUACUUUUGUUUUAGCCUCGAUAAUGUUAGCGUAUUUAAAUGAAUUUCAUGACUAUUUCAAAUUAUAUUUACCUAAUACUUUCUUAGUAAUUUUUAUAAUGUUCAAUCACUCGUUAAAGCGCUGGCACUCUAGUGUUGGUCUUUGAUCCAUUCUCACUGUAGAUGGAGGUGCGCAAUGAGGUGCGGCCGUAGAGACCCCAAGAGCGGGGGCCUCAGAGGCCUGGACUGUCCUCGCACGCAUGCUAGCUCGCGCAGGCUGCACUGAGUGCCGCAGCACGGCACUCGCCGACGUAGGACCCGCGGCACUCCGCGUGAGCCCCGUCGAUCCUACCAUGCUCUUUCUUUAGCCAAUUACCUGUUUAGACAUCAAAAUUUCUUGUGCCUUGAAUUACGAUUCAAUCUAAACCCUCGUGAUCAUAUUCUUAAUUAGUUGGAGCUCUUCAUCGGAAGUUUCGUUGACUCUGCGGGUUCUUGUUGUCCUUACGAUUAGUAUGCGAUGCGACACAAUCGAGAUAAGUUCAGUCUUGUUGCGAGAAUUUAGCCUUGGCCUUAUGAGAGUUAAAUAAUAAAUGUAAUCAUUAUAUUAAUUAAUAAUAAUUAAAUACGGCGUCGUGCGCGCCAACGCUGAAUAGUGAAACAAUUAUUCUACUAUCUGCAUGCUUUGACGAGCUUUUUGGUAAUAAUCUAAUUUAAAAUUUAGUAGUUACUUUUAUUGUGUAAUCGUUAGGUCAAUAAAACUAGAUAAGGGUAUUUAUUGUAGACAAUCAGCAUAGUUACAUUACUAUUUAAUGAAAGUUAUUCAUACAUAAUAAUGAAACAAUGUAAUGGAGUUUAAAUCUACUGAAGUUUUAGGAUUAAUCAAAGGAAAAGAUUAAUAUAUUUUUUAUUUUUAGCUAGUUGACUAUCGCAUACAGAUCUACUCUUAGUUACCUAUAUGUUUUGAUGAAACACGGUGACGAUGGAAGUACACAUCAGUGCGAGAUAGCAAUAAACCAAAAAUGGAAUCUUAAUGUUAUUAUAGGUAUCUAGUGACGUAAUCUGCUGAUGUAAACAUGUAAAAAUUAUACAAAAAAGUAAAAAAAAAUCCCUGCUUAGGCUAUAAUGAUAAGGUUUCGGAUAUUUGGAUUAAAACCUGACGCGACAGAUAUCUAUGAGGUAUUCACGCGACCGCCGGUCGCCGCCGGAGAAUCCGCAUGUGAAUUCUUAUGAAAAUCUCUUAGUCAAUAUUUAAUAGAAAUUUCGUCAAUUUUUGACUUAGCAAAAUUUUAUACGUUGUUUAUAGUGACUAUGAAUUUCACAGUUUACCGAGUGUCGUGGCGUAUAGACCAAAGAUAAUGGAUAUACAUAAUUUUUAAUACUAACCUCAGACCGUACCAAACUUGUAUUUUGUAGGCAAACUUGUAUUGGCAAUAACGUUUUUCUAAGAUGACCAUUGUUUUAACGUUGUUUGUUUGAUGGGAAGCUCUCGGAACUGCGUUGAUCAGGGUGAGGCCUUCGUUACGGGUGACGCCUGGCUGGGCAACGAGACUAUUUUAAUUGUUACCUAUCUAUGCUAUUUAUUAGAACCAAAACUAAUUAAAUAUUCUACCUGUGUAAAUCUAGACAAUUGAUAAGUUCAUAGCCCAUUGUUAAAUUAACAGACAUUAGCCAAUAUCCUGUUCAGGAAUCAUUAAAUAAUCACAUUUUCUUUUCAUGAUCUGAUUAACUGAAUGCAAUGAAAAUUUUUGUAUUACCUGAAAAUCUCGGAUUAUCUUAUAUAUUCGUAAUUCACUGUCGGUUUUAAUAAUUAAGCUAAGUCAAUGUUUACUUAUUUAAUUCGAUGUAAUGCUAAUUCGUAUGUAAGUAAUUGUGUAAUGUGUAGUGAUCUCCCAUACCUUCGGCGUCGGGCUUCCGCGGCGGCACACUAAAAUACAACGAAAAGUUUAUUUUUUCUUUUCAGUUGUGGCCAUUCGGAUCGUUCGACAGCUCUACAGUGGAGGUCUCUCUAUAGCAACUUCUAAAAAUAAGUGUUAACAACAUAAAGUGUAGAGCUGUGGAAUGGUUUGAGUAAUUUUGAUUUGCGCGCAAUUUUAUCGCCCGCCAUUUUGCGUGUCACGAUAGAACAAAAUGGCGCGUGCACGCGACGGCGGGCAAUUUGCACGAAACGCCAGGGCGCCCGACGCCGCCAUGAUUCCGUCCAACAACCGUAGAUAGCGAGUAAGAGACGUCCAGUGGCUGCGGACACGGCUACGUCACCUUUUGCGGGACUACUCGAUACAUAUCAUCGUGUAAUAUUAAUGUGUAAUUAGGAGUAAAAAGCGGUUUCAUAGAGACGUUUAUUCUGUAUCUCGUCUACUACUUGUAAUGCAAUCGGCUACAUGUCACGCUAACCCAAAUUCACUUAAGUUCUCGGUUUGUUCGCUUGCAUUUGUGUCCUGUAUCUCGAUUCGAUUUUCGCUUAGCGUCGUGAUCUUUAGUUCUACAAAUCGAAGCAGAAGACAGAUACAAGUUAUGUAAUCUAACUAAAGCGAUAUUUUCUUAACGUUUACUGUGAAACCGAGUGGAUGGUGUUCGGAUGGCCGUCGGUAAGACGCGUGACAUGGCCCGCAUGUGAUAGGGUAGAGUAGGGGUGUAGCGUCGCCUUGCAAGUUAGGUUAAGUCAACGGUAUCACACAAACGCCGUGCAUCGGAAACAUAUCAAUUCUGUGCCCCUUAAUAAAUUUAGUUAAAUACUAAGAGAUACAUAUGAAUAGAAUAAAGAGACAAAAUAAUCGUUCGGAGUAUCAAAUACCUAAUAAGUGUUGUUUUCGUACGUUGAUGAAGUACUAUAAUAACGUCGGUUAGAUUGUGUUAACGUGGAUCAUUACGCAUAGUACCCGAGUAGUGUCGCGCAAGUUUCGGUUAACUUUAAACUUAUCGCUGUAGGUUUCAAAUGUUAUUUUUAUUGUUAUUGUUUAGGUUAAUGAUGGCUUAAUAACCAAAUUGAUUUAACAGUUCGCUUGCGAUCCAGUAUUAAUGACAUUGUUUUAAUUUUCGGUGACCAGAGUUAGAGCGUUGCUGAAAAACUUAUUUGUAUAUCGAGCAAAGUAACAUACAAACUAUAUAGUUAGUAAUUAAUUGUUAGAUUUGUGUGACUUGGAUUAUUUAAUGCUUUUAGAGCAGAGGUAAAGUGUUAUUGUGGUUUAAGAAAAACAUAAUGACAUUGUAAAAAUAGUGAUAAAUUAGCUUAAUUAUAUUAUCAUUAUUACAACUUUUAUAGAUGUUCAUUAAUUUCUUUUCUUACUUUAUGGAGUAUUGUGGCAUUGGAGACGUCAUUGUUAAUUCAAAUAAAUUGAGCUCAUCCUCAAUCGAAGUUUUUAUUCAACUGAACACCCUAUUUACAUGUUUUGUCUCCAAUCACUUAUUGGAUGAAAUAAAUUUAUGGAAUUUAAGUCGCCCUUUGCGUCUCUACCAGUGUUCCAUCUGAAAUCUUAAAGAUUUGUUGAUUGGUAUUUUUAUAUAAUUCUACAAUCUAUCCCUAUCGAUGAUUUAUUAUUCUUUCGAAUAGUUCGAAUUGUGUUAAAAAGUCGUAACUGUCAAUAUUCUUGUAAUAAUCAAAAUUUAGUAAGUACGAAAACUAUAGGUGUCUAGAUUAGGAUAACUGAAAUUAGAUAUAAUUAACAGUUGAGCUUUGGAACUUUGCUUUGUAGAAUUAUCUGCUUUUUGCGUAUUGUUUUAAAACGAAUUUGUAUGACUACUUUGCGUGUGCGCACCUGACUGUGGCCUGUCCAGUCAUACGAAUUGGUUUUAUGAAGAAGACGCUGUAAAUCUAUCGGUGAAAUGCUAUGAAGUCUCCUAAUUUCAAUAAUUAACGUAUGGCAGUGUUGUAUUUAUGUUAUUAUUAGUUUUAAAGCAUUAUAGGGUCCAAAGAUUGGGAAUAAAUAUGUGACAAAUUAAUAA